AUGCUAGGAGGCCAGUCGAUGCUGUCCUGGUCCCUCAGCGAUGCGUCCACGUCCCAGCAAGCUCCACCCAGACAAGUGGGCUCACAAUUCAGAUCAGCGGUCUCUUUGGGUAAAGCUUUGAGCAGGUUCCGUCGUGCAGGUCGUUGGAGGCCAGCCUUGCAGGAGAUUCAAGAUGCAAAGCACCACGCACUGAAGACGGAUUUGCUUGUGUUCAACAUCGCCUUGGGUGCCAUUGCAUCUCAUGGCCGCUGGCAACUGGCGUUGUUAAUGACAGCUGCACAGAAGUCUCCCGACAUGUACUCUUGGAACACGUUGGCUGGCGCAGUCUCAAAGGGGAAGUCAUGGAGCCGUGCUUUGGCGACAUUGCGACUGAUACGUGAACAACAGAUUGCGGACACCGUGACUUACAACACAGCUAUUUCCUCCCUGAAGGGACAACCAGCAGGUUGGUUUCGAGCGUCGUCCCUGCUGCUGCAAGCGUCAUUAGCAAAGCUCCAACCUGAUGUGAUGACCUGUUCCAGUACUGCUGCAUGCACACAAGACAUGGACGUCUCUAGAGAUGCGUGGCGCGACGUCUUGGUGCACUUGGAGACGAGCAGAGGAAGCAGCCUCGCGAAGAGUGUCUAUCUGUGGAGUGCAUGCAUGACCUGUGUCAGCAGGGCGAGCCGAUGGGCUACUGCAUUGGAUCUGAUGCAGGCGGCUCGGCGUUGCCGUUUGCAGCAAAAUGUCGUCAUGCUGUGCGCUGCCACGGCAGCUGGACAAAUCGGUCAUCAGUGGCAGCAGACGCACACGUCUCUGGAGGCAGCCCGGGCACAGGAACUUGCUGUCAACGAUGUUUUUUUUGGCACAGUACUGGCGGACACGAACUGGUCGCGAGCUGUGCAGUGGUUGGAGGAGAUGCGCCUGUCAACGGUGCGAGCGAGCAGCGUGCUUUUGGCGAUUGCUUCUAACACGGUUCCCUGGGAGCAGGCACUGGAAGCUUUGCUUCCCGCUUCAGCUCACGCACUUUCUGCGGUGAACAAUGUCAUCGGUGGCUGUGGGAAGACUGCGUGUUGGCAGGCUGCCGUGGCACUCGUCCAUCGGUUCGCGACAAAGGAUGCAACUGCACGAGUGACGGCCGUCGGCUUCACUGCAGCUGCCGGAGCUUGCGAGCGAGGGCGGCAAAGAAGACAAGCCGUCAUGCUCCUGAAAGAGCUGCGGAGAAGACGGCUUCAAGGUGACAGAACUUCGCAAGGGGCUGCCAUCGCUUUUUCCUCGCAGUCGUGGAGAAGAGCACUUUGGCAGCUGGCAGUCGCCAGCACAGACGAUGCUUUUGCCAAAGGUGAUAGGGUCAUGCAAGGAUCGGCGAUGGCAACCUGCGGGGAGCACGGAAAAUGGAUUCUGGUAAUGGGCUUGCUCGAUGCGCAAAUGCCUAUUGAACCUGUCAAUGUGGCACUCGAAGCUUGCAAGACCAAGUCGCUAUGGACAGUGGCACUCGGACUGAUGGGCGUGGCACUCGAAAGAGAGCUGAAAUUGGACGUGCUGACAUUAUCAAGCACACUCGGUGCUUGUGCACAGUGUUGGGAAGAGAAUCGUUUGUGGUUCUCUAGUCUCCAGCUACUAGAUAGGAUGGUCUUGCGGCAAGUACGACCCAACUUGCUGUGUUGGCUGGAAGCAUUGCCAAAAGAGCAAGCCUGUCCCGUGUCGCCAAAUCUGCUGCAUAAGCUGCAAGCUGUGGCUAGUGCGUCGUUCGAAAGGUUUGACGUGAGGCAAGCAGCAUGA
Molecule: messenger RNA, 1761 nt
Organism: Symbiodinium sp. CCMP2592
Lineage: Eukaryota; Dinophyceae; Suessiales; Symbiodiniaceae
Source: the annotation of a GenBank genome assembly